Messenger RNA from Pestalotiopsis fici W106-1, 1839 nucleotides. RefSeq lists its product as uncharacterized. The coding region runs from base 1 to 1839 and encodes 612 amino acids. The record is from RefSeq and is a predicted model, not a curated record. Gene Ontology annotation, biological process: positive regulation of transcription by RNA polymerase II; DNA-templated transcription. The transcript has 2 exons. Lineage: Eukaryota; Fungi; Ascomycota; Sordariomycetes; Amphisphaeriales; Sporocadaceae. Gene Ontology annotation, molecular function: DNA-binding transcription factor activity, RNA polymerase II-specific; sequence-specific DNA binding; zinc ion binding.
AUGAGCCGCCGGCAGCGUAUGGACCACCUCCUCCACACGGAAACGCCCAGGGGCUCUGUAGCUGAACUGCGACCUAGGUACACACGCGCGCUCGAGGAGAGGGUCGCCUUUCUCGAGACAGCCCUGAACGAAAUGGCCAGCGGCCAGCCCAUGGACGAGCCGCCGCCAGCAAAGAGGCCGGCACUGUCGGCGCAGCACAAUGCGCUCGGCGAGGUUGUCGAGCUGCUGUCCAUGGGCAACUUUGAGGCACCCGCCUACAUCGGGUCGUCCUCUGGCCUGAACCUCGCCCUGAACCUGGGCGAGAUGGUGCAGGCUACCGUAUGGAACAAGGCGCUCCCCAUUCACAAAAACAGGAGGGAGAGUACGGCCAGUGCGUCGGACAAGGCGGGAUCUCAUGCCAUAACGAUGCAAGAAUUGGUUGCCCAUAGUGCCGAACCUCCGACUGACACACUUGGCCACAAUAUUUUGACAGCCUACUUUCACCAAAUCCACCCGCGGUAUCCCUUCUUGGACCCAGAAGAGGUCUGGGCAUUGCACCGAGAUAGGAUGGUUCUGUCCUCGACGCCAGUACCGAAUCUGACCAAGGCCCAACGCUUUGGUGUCUUUAAGCUAUACAUGGUAUAUGCCAUUGGCGCCAUGUUGCUUCAGUUGACAGAAAAACACACAACGUCGCCACCAGAAAGUUAUUACAUGACCGCCUUACAACACACAUUUGCUGCAAGGGAGUCACGUACUACGCAGAAUAUCGAAGCCAUGACCCUGCUCGUCAUAUACCACCUACGCUCCCUGUCGAGUUUUGGUAUAUGGUACAUGAUAGGGCUGGCAAUGAGGACGGGCAUUGAUCUGGGCCUGCACCGCAAGCAAUCAGAGACUCACUUUGACCACGCCACGGUGCAAAUGAGGCGGCGGCUCUUCUGGAGCGUCUACUCACUCGAACGCACCAUUGCGAUAUCCAUGGGGCGACCGUUUAGCAUUCCCGACCGGGUCAUUGACGUGGAGCUGCCCGACGACGAGCCGGCAGCCAACUCUCCUGCUUCCCCGGGCGGCGCCCCGGUCAAGCAAAACUCCAUGACGUGCGCGCUGCUGCUCUUCAAGCUGCGGCGCAUCGAGUCCAGGAUCCAGCACUCCAUCUACCGAGCCGACAAGCCGCUGUCGUCGCUCACGUCCAAGAUGGACCGUUUCUACCAGGAUCUCGAGGCGUGGAAGGUGGAAUUGCUGGCGAGCCUGUCGGGGGCCGAGACAAACUAUCCGCUCUUGCACUACCACCGGGCGCUCCGCCUGCUGGUGCAGCCGUUCCUGGCGCUGCUGCCGCCGACGGACCCGUACUACACGCUGUGCAUGCGGGCGUCGGGCGACGUGUGCCAGGCGCACAAGAAGCUGCACCAGACGCUCGACUAUGGGCACUCGUUUAUCGCGGUGCAGACCGUCUUUGUAUCGGGCAUUACGCUGCUCUACGGGCUGUGGACGCAGCUGCACGCCGUGUGGUCCGUGACCUUGGCCAACGACAUCCGGGCGUGCUCGCUGGUGCUCUUCGUCAUGGGCGAGCGGGCGCCCUGGGUGCGCAAGUACCGCGACGCCUUUGAGCUCCUGGUCAAUGCCACCAUGGAGAAGCUCCAGAGCGGCGACGGGCGGCUGGCCGAGACGGCGGCGGCGCAGGUCAAUGCGGCGAGCUCAAACAAGGUGUGGACGCCGACCGACGGCGCUUCCAAGCCAUCCCCGGGCGGCGACCAGGAGGCAUGGCGUGUGGUGGCCGAGUUGGCCAACUGGAUAGAUCAGGAUGAAGGUUCGCCAGUGUGGAUGCCAGACUUUGAGACUCUGCAGAGUCUAGGGCAAUUGUAG